Ilex paraguariensis (yerba mate) is the source of this 2377-nucleotide messenger RNA. NCBI's taxonomy places the organism in Eukaryota, Viridiplantae, Streptophyta, Magnoliopsida, Aquifoliales, Aquifoliaceae. The record is from the annotation of a GenBank genome assembly.
CUCAUUUAUGUCCCUCUAUUAUCUUCCUAGUUCCAACUGUAUUUAGGGGGUUCUCCAACCGUCAUUCCAAUCCAGAUAAUAUCACAAGAAAAUCUUCAAAACACCCCCGAAAGCAGAAGAAAAAAGACAAUUCAUCAACCAAACCUUUCUCUCUCUCAUGGCUGCAACUUUUUCUGCAGCUAUAGAUGCCCAUUGCAGCAUAAUACCACACACUUCAGAAACUAGGCAACCACUCUGUUUCACUUCUCCGCUGAGCGUUCCCUUUAAAAGAUUCACAAUUCUUUGCACCUCAGCCAAAUUUCCUCAGAAAAUUUCAGAACCACCCCAAAAGGAAAACCCAUCUCUAUCAGACCAACUCAAGCCACCAUCUACCACCGUUUUUUCUGACCAACCAAAGCAAACCCAAAUCCUAACCAAGCCAAAGUCGAAUUGGGUCAAUCCCACCAAGCCCAAAACCUCUGUGCUUUCUCUCCAACGCCACAAACGUUCUUCUUACAUAUACAAUCCCCAAGCCAGAGACCUCAAGCUGUUUGCCAGGAAGCUCAAUGCCUGUGGCAACACUGAGACUGCUUUCAAUGCUGUUCUUGAAGAAAUUCCACACCCACCCACCAAGGAAAAUGCUCUUUUGGUGCUUAAUGGCUUGAAACAAUGGCCAAAGACUCUUCUUUUCUUCAAUUGGAUGAAGACCCAGAAUUUGUUCCCAAUGGAAACAAUCUUCUACAAUGUUGUAUUGAAGUCUCUGAGGUUUGGUAGGCAGUUUGAGCACAUAGAGGAGCUUGCUCUUGAAAUGAUUGACAAUGGGAUUGACCUUGAUAAUAUAACUUAUUGUACUAUAAUUACUAGUGCCAAAAGGUGUAAUCUUUUUGACAAGGCUGUAGAGUGGUUCGAGAGGAUGUACAAAACUGGUGUCAUGCCCGACGAAAUCACUUACUCUGCUGUAUUGGAUGUGUAUGCUCAAUUAGGAAAGGUUGAGGAGGUGAUGAGUCUUUAUGAUAGAGGGAGAGAAAGUGGGUGGAAACCUGAUCAAGUUGCUUUUGCUGUGCUUGGGAAGAUGUUUGGUGAAGCUGGUGACUAUGAUGGUAUUAGGUAUGUGUUGGAAGAGAUGAAUUCACUUGAAGUGAAGCCUAAUUUGUAUGUGUACAAUACACUGUUAGAAUCAAUAAGCAAGGCUGGGAAACCUGGUUUGGCUAGGAGUUUAUUUGAAGAGAUGGUUGAUUCAGGAAUUGCCCCGGAUGAGAGGACAUUAACAGCACUGGUUAAGAUUUACUCGAAGGCGAGGUGGGCUCGAGAUGCAUUGGAGUUAUGGGAAAGAUUGAAGUCUAAUGGGUGGCCAAUGGAUUUUGUUUUGUACAACAGAUUGUUAAGUAUGUGUGCUAAUCUUGGGUUGGAAGAGGAAGCUGGGAGGCUGUUUGAGGACAUGAAGAGAUCAGAACAUUUUAGACCAGAUACCUGGAGCUACACCGCAAUGCUUAAUAUAUAUGGGCGUGUGGGGAAUGUUGAGAAGGCAAUGGAGUUGUUUGAGGAAAUAUCAGAGUCGGGUAUUGAGCUCAAUGUGAUGGGAUGCACUGGCUUGAUUCAGUGUUUAGGAAGAGCUAAGAGAAUUGAUGAUUUGGUUAGGGUGUUUGAGCUGUCAAUAGAGAGAGGAGUGAAGCCAGAUGAUAGGCUGUGUGGUUGCUUGCUCUCUGUUGUGUCCUAUUGUGAGGGUGAGGAGGUUGAUAAGGUCCUUGCUUGUUUACAACAAGCUAACCCCAAAUUGGUUGCCUUUGUUAAGUUGAUGGAAGGGGAAAAAACAGGCUUUGAGACAAUCAAACAUGAGUUCAGAAACAUUCUUAUUGACACUGCAGUUGAGGCUCGGAGACCCUUCUGCAAUUGCUUGAUUGACAUUUGUCGAAACCGAAAUCUUCAACAGAGAGCUCAUGAGGUUUUCUAUAUAGGAACUCUAUGUGGAUUGUAUACAGGUUUACAUACCAAGACUGCAGGUGAAUGGCAUUUGGAUGUUCGGUCACUGUCGGUGGGAGCAGCUCACACUGCCCUUGAAGAAUGGAUGGGAACACUGAGAAAAACUGUUGAGCGUCAAGAGCCAUUGCCAGAACUGUUUUCCGCCAACGCUGGUGCCGGAACUCAUAAGUUCUCUCAAGGACUGGCUAAUGCCUUCGCUUCCCAUGUGAAGGAACUGGCUGCUCCAUUUCUGCAGAGUGAAGACAGGGCCGGCUUCUUUGUGGCGAGUAGAGAAGAUUUAGUAUCAUGGGUGCAGUCCAGGGCCCUUAAUGAAUAUCUAACAUUAGUCCCAGCACUUAUCAUGUCGGGUUCCCUGAUUAUCUCGGCUGCAGGAUUGAAACAGCAGCGCCUCAUGUUAUACAGGAUACAGCUUUGGUAG